CGCUAACCCACCAAAAGGUUGGCUUCUCGGCACAUUUUGGAGAGAGAGAAAAGUUAGUUUGGAGACGUUACCGGAUUCGAACUGCUUUUAUUCGUCGGAAUUUGGGAUUUUUCUCACGUCCGGUUAGGGUUGAUCUUCUUUCUUUCCUCUAUUACUAGUUUAGUUACUCUCGGGAUUUGGAACAUCUGAUUGCUGGUGCUUUUUGGGCGAAAAAGAUCGAUUUUUGUUCACUCUUUAUGAAGUUAGAAGAUAUAGGAUCUGCAAUUUUGAGAGGAUUAUGAUGGUUACACCUCAGAAGAAGGCGUGGUCGGGUUGGCUCUCGCCUAGAGCAGACAAAAACGGGAUCGUCUUGGCCAAUUCGGGCCCUAAUUCGAGCCCUAGGGAUAAGGGUUUUGCACUUGGUGAGUCGACACCUGAGGGUUUGGUGUCCAACGUUGGGAUUAUGGAUCAGGACGUUGUGAUUGAUAAGAUUUCUAGCCUCGAGAAGGAGCUCUAUGAAUAUCAAUAUAACAUGGGCCUUCUUCUCAUUGAGAAAAAAGAAUCGGUGUCCAAGAACGAACAAUAUGAGCAACUAUUAUCCGAAACCAAAGAGCUCCUUCAGAGAGAGAAAACAGCACAUCUUAUUGCAAUAUCUGAGGUGGAGAAGCGUGAGGAGAGGUUGAGGAAAGCAUUAGGGGUUGAAAAACAGUGUGUCCAUGAGUUAGAGAAGGCUUUGCGUGAAAUGCGGUCAGAAUAUGCAGAAAUAAAGUUCACUGCUGAUUCGAAGUUAGAGGAAGCAAAUGCUUUGGCUACUAGUGUUGAAGGGAGAUCAUUGGAGGUAGAGGCAAAGUUGCGUGCUGCUGAUGCCAAGCUUGCUGAGGUCAGCAGGAAGACAUCAGAGCUUCAGAGAAGAUCACUUGAGAUCGAGUCAAAAGAAGCUUCACUCAUGAGAGAGCGCAUGUCAUUUAAUUCCGAGAGAGAUGCACAUGAGCGUAAUCUAUCUCACCAAAGGGAGGACUUGAGGGAGUGGGAGAGAAAGUUACAAGAGGGAGAGGAGAAGCUGGCUGAGGUCCGUAGGUUACUCAACCAAAGAGAGGAGAGGGCAAAUGAUAGUGAUAGAUUAUUUAAGCAGAAACAGCUUGAACUUGAAGAAGCACAGAAGAAAAUUGACCUGGCUGAUUCAGCUCUUAAAACUAAAGAAGAUGAAAUUAGCACCAGGAUGGAAAAUCUGGUCUUAAAAGAAAAGGCAACUGCAGCUAUGAGGAAGAAGUUAGAGGUACAGGAGAAGGGAUUACUAGAACUGGAGGAGAAGCUUAAGGCAAGAGAAAAAGUAGAGCUUCAAAAACUUUUGGAUGAACACAAGGUCAUUUUGGAUGCAAAGACGCAUGAAUUUGAGUUGGAAAUGGAACAAAAGAGAAAAUCAUUGGAUGAGGAUUUCAAAAACAGGGUUGUUGAGGUGGAGAAGAAGGAAGUUGAAGUCAAUCACUUGGAAGGAAAGAUUGCAAAACGAGAACAGGCGCUAGAAAAGAAACAGGAGAAAAUCAAGGAGAAAGAGAAGGAAUUUGAUGUGAAGUCGAAAGCUUUAAAGGAGAAGGAGAAGAGCCUUAAAUCUGAGGAGAAGAACCUAGAGAAUGAAAGGAAAGAAUUAAGCAGUGAAAUGGAGAAUUUGUUGAAUCUCAAGGUCGAGCUUGAGAAGUUAAGUAGUGAAAUUGAAGAGCAAAAAUUGAAGAUAAGUGAAGAACGUGAAAGGCUUCGAGUCACAGAAGAAGAGAGGUGCGAGCAUGCCCGUUUGCAGUCUGAACUGAAGCAAGAGAUAGAAAAAAUCAGGCAAGAGAGAGAAGCGGUUUUGAAUGUAAGGGAAGAUCUGAAGCAGGAGAAGGAGAAGUUUGAAAAGGAAUGGGAAGAUCUUGAUGAGAAAAGAGUUGAAAUAAAGAAGGAAUUGGAAUCUUUUACUGCACAGAAGAAAAAGAUAGAAAAAACAAACCGUUUAGAAGAAGAAAGGUUGAAUAACGAGAAGCUGGAAACACAAGCUUAUGUGGAAAGAGAGUUGGAAGGUCUGAGAUUGGCUAAAGAGUCGUUUGCUGCUACCAUGGAGCAUGAGAAAUCUGUUUUGGAAGAGCAAUAUGAAAGUAAGAAAUCCCAAAUGCUUCAUGAAUUUGAAGUUCUGAAACAAGAGCUGGAGACUGAAAUGCAGCGGAAAGAGGCGGAGAUUGAGAACCGCAUGCGUGAAGCGAAAAAUUCAUUUGAAGAAGAGAGAGACAGGGAGCUGGCGAAUGUGAAGUACUUGAAAGAUGUUGCAGGUAGGGAAAUGGAAGAGAUGAAGCUAGAAAGGAUACAGUUAGAAAAGGAAAAACAAGAUGUAUUUGCAAACCAGAAGCAUCUAGAAGGGCAGCAGAUUGAAAUGAAAAAAGACAUUGAUGAACUUGUUAGCCUUAGCAUAAAGUUAAAGGAUCAACGCGAACAGUUUCUCAAGGAAAAGAAACGGUUUGUUGCAUUCGUUGAGGAAAACAAAGGGUGCAAGGAGUGUGGAGAGAGAGUUUCUGAGUUUGUACUCUCUGAUCUUCAAUCCUUAUCAGAAAUGAAGAAUGCAGAUAGUUUUCCUGUCCCAAAGUUUGAUGGGUAUUUGAAAGAAGGUGGGCAGGGUACUUCAGAGAGACCAAAUGUAGGGACAUCCAUGGGUAAUAAUAAUUCAGGAGGAUCUCCUGCUUCUGGUGGGACCUUGACCUGGUUGCGAAAGUGCACCUCAAAGAUCUCCAUAUUCUCAACUGGGAAGAAGAAUGUACAUGAAGGCGGUGUUGAAGAUGGUAGUACAGAGGGGGCAACACAAGCACAAGCACAAGCACAAGAGAAGCUUGUAGAUGUUGGAGAAAUACCAGAAUACAUAUUGAGCUCCGAGGAAGAACAGGAAGUGUCGGCUAGAGUUGUAUUGGAUUCUUUUGAUGUCCAGAGGGUUCAAUCCGUGGAUGAUGCUGGUGUUGAGCAAUCGGGUGAUGAUGAUCAUGGAAACACCAACAGCCAGACGCAUGACAUUGAAGAAGUAUCCCAGCAGCAGUCUCCUUCUGAUAUGAAGGAUGAAAGUCAGAGUCAGAGUAAACGAACGAGGAGGGCUACCACUAAAGGGAGAGGGCGUCCUAAAAAGGCAACUAGUGAGAACAAUGGUGUUGAGCACUCUUCUGAUGUUGGUGUUGAGGGAACAUCAAAAACAUCAAAGGGAAGGCGUAAGCGCGCAAUUGAAGAAAAUCCUGACUACAGUGAAUAUUCUGACAGUGUCACAACUGGGAGUAGGAGACAGAAAGUUGAAGCGCCUCAACCUCAACCUCAAGUUAGACGAUACAACCUUCGUCGACCCAAGGCUGGAGCUCCCGCCUUGUCUAAUCAAAGCAAAGAAGAUGAUGUGUCGGUGUCACAUAACUCAAAGGGAAGCGGACGUGUUGGGAGAAAGAGAAAAGUCCCAAAGCCUCAACCUGGAGCUUCUGCCAGUCUUGCUAAUGGAGAUUCACAACCCCAUGAUCAUGAUCACCAUCAUCAUGAUGGGUUUCUGGAGAAGAAAGUUGUAGAUGGGGAGAAUGAGGUAGCAGGAAACAAUUGCUCAGAUGGUGUUGGUGUUGCUUUGAGUGAAGAAGUGAAUGGGACGCCUCAACAGCACCAGACUGGAACUCCUCCUGCUGUUCAGGACCAACAUGACAAUGACAAUGAUGAUGAUGAUGAUGAUGAUGAGUCUGAAGAUGAAGAGGAGGUUGAGCAUCCUGGUGAAGUUUCCAUUGGAAGAAAGCUGUGGACAUUUAUCUCAACAUGAGGAACAAGUAGAAGC
Messenger RNA from Lactuca saligna, 3790 nucleotides. Lineage: Eukaryota; Viridiplantae; Streptophyta; Magnoliopsida; Asterales; Asteraceae. The record is from the annotation of a GenBank genome assembly.